This is a messenger RNA of Psylliodes chrysocephalus, 783 nucleotides long. Lineage: Eukaryota; Metazoa; Arthropoda; Insecta; Coleoptera; Chrysomelidae. The record is from the annotation of a GenBank genome assembly.
GUUUAAACUAAUAAUUGAAUGUAAAAAAACGGACGGUGUGUCAGUAAGGAAAAAACAAGAAACAUGGGAUACAAUUUGUGCCACUUACAACUCCAAUGAUGUAACGCCCAGAAAUUGUAAACAGUUAAAAAAACUGUGGGACAAUAUGAAACAAAGAACUCGAAAAUCAGACACGGAAAGAAGAAAUUAUACACUUCAGACUGGUGGAGGUCCUCCACCUCAGGACAAUAAUGACCCCAUUGAGGAGCAAGUUCGAGCAAUACUCCCUACUAUUGAUUUUGAAAUAAAAAACAAUUUUGACAGCAUAGCUCUUUUUGAGGCAGCAAAAAACGUAGAUGAGACGGCUACUUCAUCUAUAACAACCCACAAGGAGCCCGGGGCGUAUAGUUUUCAUUCACUCACCAUACUUGAUGACCAUGAUUAUAAAAGAGUAACUGUAGAAAAAGGCAAUGAAAGCAUUAAAAAAGAUACUGGUGAAUUUAAAAAAAGGAAACGAGGUAGAUUCAAUAAGGAAAACAGAAAAAAAUAUACUCACAUUGACGAAGAGGCUGCCUUAAGAAAAAUAAAGCUAGAGGAGUCAAUGGAACAGCAAAGAGAAUUGCAUAAUGUUAAAAUGGAAGCAGCAAAAGAAGAGAAACGUUAUUGGCAAAUAAGGGCCGAUUGCCUACUAAAGGAAGGCAAUAAUUUAAAAAAUGUCCAACUUAAUUAGAUUUAUUUAAAAAGUUUUUUUGUUUGUAUUUUUUGAUAUGGUGUUUUAGAUUUAUAUUGAUAAUUUUGUUUGGC